AUGUCUCCACUUCCCAAACUUCAAUCUCAUAUCCCACACCAUCGAGUGGAUGCAUUGUGGGAUUCGAAUGCCGAUAAAUAUCGUGUCGCGUGUCGAUCGGUUCAUGUAACAAAGGGCACUCUCUACAUUGGAUAUGCCCAAAUGGCGAUUAUCACCGUUUUCUCGUUGUGUCUUUUGUUCUUCUACGGACAAGCAUUGCAUGGAAAUCUUCCCACAGAACACUGGGCUGCCGCGGCGGGAUCUCGUUAUUUAACCUCUCUCCUCACGGCUGUUUCCCUCCAAAUGGCGCUCGUUUUGAUGUUACUUCACGGUGUUCGCACGGAGAAGAGAUCUUUCCUCCUUCCAUUCAUCGUUUUUGCCUGUUUCGCUCUUUUCGUCGCCUUUGCACAGAUUUUCGCUGACGUGAUGGCUGCAUCACAGCACCGAGGCGGUGGAUCUGUUUACCAAUUGAUCUCACAUUUGAUUGGAAUGAUGGUUCAUGUUUGGUGUGUGGCUGUUGUGUGGAGAUGCUAUUGCUAUCUCGGAGACAAAAAGGUGGCUGAACACAUUGGUGCCCAAUUGGAGGCAACGCAGCCAGCUUUUGCCUGUGAAUAUUCUCUUCCUCCGCCAUACGCUGACAGUGUUGAGAAGCGUGGACAACGGACAACUGGACAACCGGACAACGGUCAAGACGACGAAAUGUACAAUGAAGACUUUAGUCAAGGCGACGAAAUGUACAAUGAAGACUUUUCGAUUGGAAGCGAAGCAGAGCAACGACUUCGUACCUACAAGGACUUUUCAAAAGAAAACAAAAGCUUCCAGAACGAUUCGGGAUUCAAUCAGUUGCAAGAAAAUUCCUGGGAACGGACCCCAAACAAGUUUAUUAUCCAUGAAGAGAAAACACUCGAGGAGCACGCUUACGGAUCAAAGCAAGAUGAAUCAAUGGUCAGCAAGAUUAUGUCAACACCGCAGACUGUUGUGAAUGGACGACGGAUGGAUAGGCACUCGUUGAAGAGAAAUCUCGAUCAACAAUUUGCUGGUGUACCAGCAAUUCCAUGUCAACGGCUGGAUGACGAUCUACCGAGCCCAUCGUACAAUGAUGCCUCAAUGAACACUUCGAUGAGUGAAGUCGAAGUUUUGAUUUACAACAUGCGCCAGAGGGUGCCACGAAAAAAGGUGGACUUUAGGGAGGAUAUAACGAAUCGACAUUCAAAGACCGUUACGUCGAUGAAUCAUGUUGAGCCUCAACGUCGCCCCAUUGAAACGCGAAGUGCAACUAUUUCACGACAUAUUCCAAGAGAAUUCGACACAGGAGAUGCAAGUGUUCCGAAGCGAAUUCGCCAAGAAACGAACGAUUUGAACAUUUUGCAUCGGAAAAUUGUCGAAGAUAAGCCGAUUGUGCAGACAACUAAAUUAUCAAGAGAUCCGUCUCCGGCAUCAACUUGUUCAACUACGACUGAAACAAGCACGACGAAGCACGCGUUGAACAUUAAGCCGAGCACUUUACAAUUUGGAUUCGUGGAAGUUAACACGGCUGUCACUUUGAGAGUUACCAUCAGAAACACUUCCAAGGAAAGCAUUGAAAUCGAUCCAAGUCUGAAAAGGAACACACCUGAAUUCAAGUUGAGCAGUGCGAAACGCAUUCUGCAUGCUGGUGAAACGUAUGAUUUGGAAGUCACCUUCAAUCCCGUUGGAAAAGAUGGCCGAAUGGGAAAUCGUUUGGUUUUCUACGAUUCGAUCCUUAUCAAGAUCUCACGACCUGAGCCGAUGAUAUUUAAAAUUCCCGUGCAUGCUUGUGCAAAAGUGGCUCAGCUGUCUAUCUUUGCUGGACAAACGCCACUGAAUAUGCGAAAGAAUGGGGACUUCAUCCUUAAAGUUGCCAAUUUGGAGCAAUUCUCGCUUACACUACAAGCAACUCAAAGAGCCGCUUUUGCUGUCAUUGAUGUCAUUGAUGUAUUGGACAAUCCUCUUGAAUGCCAAGUCAAUCCAUCAAAGAGGAUACUGUUGCAGAAAAAUCAGAGACAAAAUGUUCAUGUGAUGGUAAAUGAUACGAUUCGAGCUACUUCAUCACUUUCAAACUCGAGUAGUUCCAUCAAUACGUGCUCAAAUGGGCCGGCUUUCUUUGUGCGAAUUGUUUGGGCGGAAUUGAUUUCGCUGCAACGAGCAAUAAUUUAUGCUAGAAAAAAGAGCAAAACCAUUGUUCUUGAGGGCAGCAUUGGAAAUAUUCAAGAAGAGUUCUUUGGAAAGGCGACUCCAUAUGAAGCGCCAAUUGAAUGGCCAAUUUCAAGCUGCGAUGUUGAACUACUGAAGCGUUCACUUAGGUCAACAAAGAUCUUUGUUAGCACUGAUAGAAUUGUUGCCCAGACACAGUCAGUCUUUGAUCUCACUAUCAAUCAGACGGCUCAACCAUGGGAUUUAGAUCAAACUUUCAACUCGACAUUUUCAAGAACGAUAAUUCCUGACCCAGAUGCCACGUUAACACUA
Mesorhabditis belari is the source of this 2463-nucleotide messenger RNA. The record is from the annotation of a GenBank genome assembly. Lineage: Eukaryota; Metazoa; Nematoda; Chromadorea; Rhabditida; Rhabditidae.